This is a messenger RNA of Colletotrichum graminicola M1.001, 1155 nucleotides long. Its product is annotated as SET domain-containing protein 5. Gene Ontology annotation, molecular function: protein binding. Lineage: Eukaryota; Fungi; Ascomycota; Sordariomycetes; Glomerellales; Glomerellaceae. The coding region runs from base 1 to 1155 and encodes 384 amino acids. The transcript has 2 exons. The record is from RefSeq and is a predicted model, not a curated record.
AUGCGAUCAUCCGGUGUCCUCGCAUGGACAUGCCUCGCCGUCGCCCUCGCUUGCGACGGCGGCGAGAACGUGCUCGACACUGGACUGACCGUGAACGACGAGGCACAGUUUCGCGAGCGCAAUUGCGUCCCGGGACCGCUUGCCAAGGAGAUCAACAAAACCUACGUCGAAGCCCUCGGGGAUGGCUUCUCUCCCGCGGAUGGGAGCAUCCCGGACGGUCUUGGCGAUUCCGAGGAGGCCCGCAUACGCCUGGGAACUGGCUUAAGAUCAGACGACGGCCUCUGGGAGGUCCGGCCCUCGCCCGGCAAGGGCCUCGGCGUCUUCGCCCUGCAAACGAUACACGCGGGCACUCGCAUCCUCGACGAGAGCCCGCUCUUCACCAUCGACCCGGGCAGCCUCGUCAGCGGGCAGGGCUUUUCCUUCGCCGCCAUUGCGGUGGCCGUCGACGAGGCCUUCGCGGCGCUCAACGCCACGGCGCGCGCCGAGUUCCUCUCGUGUCCGGAGCACCGCAACCUGGACGACGAGGCCGACGCCGCGUGGAGCCGCGAGGCGCUCGUCUUCCGCACCAACGCGUACACCAUGCCCGGCGGUACCGUGGGCAUCUUCCCGCGCGUCGCCAAGGUGAACCACUCGUGCCGGCCCAACGCCGGGGCGGCCACUGUCGGCGGUGGUGGCAGCGGCGAUGAAGGGCCGGCGAGGCGGAUCGUCUAUGCGGCGCGGGACAUCCGCACCGGCGAGGAGGUUACCGUCACCUACGCGCCGCUGGCGCAGACGACAGACGAGAGGCGGGCCCGGCUCGCGCAGUGGGGGUUCACGUGCGACUGCGCGGCGUGCGAGACACGGGACGACGACGAGCAGAGGGUUGAGAUGAGGCGGCUGAUGGGCGUGAUCGAGGCGGAGCUCGGGAGGACCGACUUUGGCAGGGACGUGCAGCCGGACACCGAAAAGCUGGUGAGGCUCGUCGAGGAGGUCGGGCUGUCGGAUUACCUCGUCAAGGCGUACAAGUACGCGGCGUACGCGGCGUCGCGGUCCGGCAAGUUCGGUGCGGCGAGGCGGUGGGCGAGGAAGGAGCUGGCGGUGCACGAGAUCGCGGACGCGCAGUCACGGUACGCGAAGGAAACAAGGGCGUUCCUGGAGUCUCUCCCGUUGUUGUGA